Anopheles darlingi is the source of this 2778-nucleotide messenger RNA. It is a transcript of the gene Bap111, whose product is annotated as basic proline-rich protein. Gene Ontology annotation, cellular component: SWI/SNF complex. The record is from RefSeq and is a predicted model, not a curated record. The coding region runs from base 172 to 2631 and encodes 819 amino acids. Gene Ontology annotation, biological process: negative regulation of DNA-templated transcription. Gene Ontology annotation, molecular function: nuclear receptor binding; nucleosomal DNA binding. The transcript has 2 exons. NCBI's taxonomy places the organism in Eukaryota, Metazoa, Arthropoda, Insecta, Diptera, Culicidae.
ACUACAGCUCCGGGAAACGUCACCGAACCAAGCGUCGUUGCCUCGAAUUUUCUGAGUUUUUGGAUGUUGAGAAAACGCUUUAAAAAAGCUGUGAAGCAGACGAAUUAGCUCGUCCGACUCUGCCUCCUCGGGACGGUUUUUGUGAUCACCGACGGCAAGCCGGGAUACAAGAUGGCGUUGCCAGUGAAUUAUAAACACAACAUACCGGGUCCCUCGAUGACUCCGCAACGGAUUCGUCCAUCAGGCUCGGGCGCCGACCGGAAGGACAACUCCAGCCCCUUCAUGCACAGCCCGCACGGUAAUCCGGCAUUUACGCCCCAGAAGAUGGGCAAAGCUUCGGCCGCAUCCGAGUCGAAGAUGAUCAAGCCACCGAAACCGCCGGAGAAGCCGCUCAUGCCGUACAUGCGCUAUUCGCGUAAGGUUUGGGACUCGAUUAAGGCCUCCAACUCGGACCUCAAACUGUGGGAGGUGGGUAAGAUAAUUGGGCAGCAGUGGCGUGAUCUUCCGGAAGCGGAAAAGGAAGAGUACAUCGCGGAGUACGAGCAAGAGAAGACGGAGCACGAGAAGAACAUGAAGGCGUACCACAACUCGCCAGCCUACCUGGCCUAUCUGACCGCACGCAAUAAAGCCAAACCGGGCGAUGGUGAUGGUCACGAGACCUCUUCCCGCUCGAGCUCGAAAGCACAGCAGCAGGACCGGCGUAUCGACAUCCAGCCGGCCGAAGAUGAGGACGAUCCGGAUGAUGGCUAUUCGUUCAAACACGUAGCUUACGCUCGCUUUUCGCGCAACCAUCGUUUAAUUAACGAAAUCUUCUCCGAUGCCGUCGUACCGGACGUGCGUUCCGUCGUCACGACGCAGCGUAUGCACGUGCUGAAGCGCCAGGUUCAAUCGCUGACGAUGCAUCAGAUGAAGCUACAGCACGAGCUGCAGCUGAUCGAGGAAAAGUUUGAAACGCGCAAACGGAAGUUUGUCGAAUCGAGCGAGCUGUUUCAGGACGAACUGAAGAAACACUGCAAACCGGCGGUCGAUGAGGAAACGUUCCAGAAGAUGGUCGAACGGCAGUACGAGAUGAUGAAGCGGGAACGUUUGCGGGCACUGGAGGAGGCACAGAAGCCUCCGGCUCCCGCUCCGGCCCCAGCUCCUGCUCCGGCAAGCCAGCCACCAACGUCGCAAGCACCACCUGCGGCUCCGAGUGCCACGAAAGCUGAGGAGCAAACCCCGGAGCAGCCUGCAGGUGCCACCGCCACCGCUGCCUCAACUCCGACCAAUGGGAAUGAGCCAGCUGUUGCUGCUACUGCUCCGGCCGUUGCUCCGGCAACACAGGAAACCGGUAGUGACGGUAGCGCUGAUCGGUCAUCUCCGAUGGCUAUGGCGACUUCCGAUGAAUCGCAAGGAUCACAGGAUUCAUCGACGACUGGUCCGGUUUCGGAGAAGAAGGAGCUAGCUGAAGAACUGAAACCGGAAGCAAAGGAUGAUGCUGCAACGCCGGUUGGUGCUCCGGUAUCGAAUGCCUCACCGGAGGAGGCGAAGGCGGUCGCAGCCCCACCGGUGUCGCAGCCAUCAACAGCUCCUCCGUCACACCCGAUUGGGCCACCGCCGGUAACAUCAGCAGCAGGACCACCUACAGCAGCAACCGAGGCUCCUCCAUCGGUGGCACCUCCGGCAUCGAUUCCUUCUCAGCCACCAGCACUACCACCACCAGGUCAUAUGCCACCAGUUGCUGCUCCACCGGCAGCGCCACAUCAACAUCCGGGCGUUGUUGGUACACAGCAAUCGGAACCGAAACCGGAAAUACCCCCAACCUCUAUCGUGCACCACACGUCAUCACAUCCACCUCCAGUGGCUGCUGCACAUGGUGGUCAUCCACCGGGCGGUCCAGUAAUGCCUCCCGUUCAUGGUGGCUAUGCACCACCACCAGUCUCCGCAGCCGGUGCACCGGUUCCUCCACAUCAGGUUCCCUCGGUGCCAACACCGCCACCUCCAUCGCACACUCCUGAAUCGCAAAUCCCACCCCCAAAUGUGACCGUACCGCACCAGCAUCAACCGCCGCAUCCGGCACCACCACAUCAUAUGCCACCGCAUAUGCAGCCACACCCGGGUAUGCCAACGCAUGGUUCACCGUUCCCUGGUUAUCCGCAUGCUGGAUCUCCCCGUGCUCCCUACUAUCUGCCCGGGUACGGUGGCCAUCCCCAACCGUACGGUCAGUAUGGGCACUAUCCAUACCAUCAGCAGUACGGACCACCGCCACCACCCGGUGGAUAUCCAGUUCCCGGGGGACCACCGGGUUCCCGUCCGAUGGGUCAUUACGGUGAGGUGCAUCAUGCGGAACCACCGCACCAUGGCUACGGUCCACCACCGCCACCGGGAGCUACAGGACAUGGUAUGCCGCCAGGUGCGGUACCUGCGCCCGGUCAACCGCAUGCUGCCGGUCCACCGACAAUGGUUACGGCUACGGCUACAGUUACGCCACCGGCGGUACAUGCUACCCCUGCAGCCGCACCACCACCGGUGGCCGGUCCGGAGCCGGGUGAAAUCGAACCGGAAAAGAAUCCGGCCGCUACUCCGAAUAAAAAACGGAAGAAGGGUGGCGCCGCUAGCAAGCAAGAUGAUACCGAUAAGAAGGACGAUUAACUGAGCUUCUGCGAUGAAUGAAAACCAUCUACUAGGUAGUAGGACGUGGGAUUACCUUUUUACUCUUCGAUUUAUCCACUUAUUCGUGUCUAUGUAGCUCGAUGAGCAUAAUUCAUUCAAUAAAGAUCUAGAUCUAGAAGAAAAGUA